AUUAGUGAUUUGUCGUCUGUCUGUGCUGACAGACGUCAAAUAGCAUUCAAACGUAGUGCUUGUGGUCCUAUCACUUAAACUUUAUUUUCGAAAUAUAUUUUAUUUAAAUCAUGAAUACUUUAAAAAAUAACUGGUUUACUGAGUCCUGCGAGAUGUGGCCGGGGGGCACAUUCUCGUUGCAAGUGAAGGAGGUCUUGCACACAGAGAAAUCGGAAUAUCAAGAUAUACAAGUUUUGGACACGACGAGUUUCGGCAGGGUGUUAAUUCUGGAUGGAAUAAUACAAUGUACGCAAAAAGACGAAUUCUCGUAUCAGGAAAUGAUUUCAUUUCUGCCAUUGUGUUGCCACAAGAAUCCUGAAAAGGUGCUCAUUGUUGGGGGAGGAGAUGGUGGUGUUGCCAGAGAAGUUGCCAAGCACCCUAAAGUUAAAGAAAUUGUACAGGUAGAAAUCGACGCAAAAGUGAUCGAGGUAUCAAAGAAGUACUUACCGUUCAUGGCGGUGGGUUUUGACAGCGAGAAGCUGAAGUUGCACGUUGGGGACGGGUUCGAAUUCAUGAAGAACCACAGCAAGGAGUUUGACGUCAUCAUCACAGACAGCAGCGACCCUGUAGGCCCCGCCGUGAACUUGUUUCAAGAGAACUACUUCGCGCUGAUGAAAAGUGCUCUACGAGACAAUGGCAUAGUUUGCUCCCAAGCUGGGACCAUUUGGAAUGAUAUCGAGCUGGUUACCAGUACUUUGAGGUUCUGCAGGAAUCAGUUUCCCGCCGCGGCGUAUGGGUACGCGUCGGUACCGACAUAUCCCUCCGGGCAAAUAGGCUUCGUGAUCGGUUCGCUAGAUAAAGACGUCAGGUUCGAUGCCCCGGUGCACGUGUUCACACGCGACGACGAGAAGAAGAUGAAUCUCCGCUAUUACAAUAGCGACAUACACAAAGCUGCCUUUGUGUUGCCAACCUUCGUCAAAUACCAACUCGCAUAACUUUUUAAUUUUUUACUUUUUUACGUGUACUUAAACGUGCAUUUAUUUUAAAAUAAGACUGCCACGUCGGCAUUAUAAACAAAAUUAUUAUAUUUUUUCAAUAAUUAUUAUUAAUAAUUAUCAUAAUAAAUUGUUGGGACAUAUAUUCCAUAGGUUUUAAGUGUUUAUAGAUAUAUUUUUUAUACUGAAUACUCGGAUUAUUGUUUGUUAUAUUUUUAUACUAAUCUCUUUAUGUGGUUGAACAUUCCAAUAAUACAUAAUCUUUGAAUGUUAUACAGAAAACUUUAAAUAUUUUAUCAUAUGUAGGUAUAGUUCUAGUCUGAUAAUUGCAUAAAAUUCCGCUUCUAAAUACUUAGUGCCUUAAAACUAUUUGCUCAUUUUAAUGUGAUAGUGAAAUCGAAAUAAAAUAUUUUUGUACAAUGUUUUGUAUGCCAUUUUAUAUGAAUGUUAAAUUGGGAACAAUAAACGUAUUUUUUAAU
This is a messenger RNA of Pectinophora gossypiella (pink bollworm), 1453 nucleotides long. RefSeq names its product spermidine synthase (gene SpdS). The coding region runs from base 111 to 974 and encodes 287 amino acids. Gene Ontology annotation, biological process: spermidine biosynthetic process. Lineage: Eukaryota; Metazoa; Arthropoda; Insecta; Lepidoptera; Gelechiidae. Gene Ontology annotation, molecular function: spermidine synthase activity. The record is from RefSeq and is a predicted model, not a curated record. The transcript has 4 exons. Gene Ontology annotation, cellular component: cytosol.